CCGUCAGUUCGGGUUUAAGCGUCGGCACGCCGUGACGGUAUUCGCUGCCCAAAGAUCGCACGUUUACACAAAAACGUCAUCGGUAUUUUUUUGAAACGUACGAAUUUAAAGGAAAAAUAAUAAUAUUAUUCAGUGUAAAGUAGCGUACUGUAUGAAAGUUCGAAAACGAAUAUCAUACUCAUGUUUUUUUGGAUUACUUUCUCACAUUACAUACCAAAGAGCUGUUUUAUUUUGUCAAAGUCAAAUCAAUUAAGUAUUCGUAUCGAAAAUACAAUAAAAAAACAGGGUCUUCAUGUAUAGGUAACAAUGGUCAGUUAAUCUUAGAGGAAUUGAGGGACCAUGUCUGACUCAAUAGCUAAUUGCGGUUACGGCAGCAGCGAAGAGACGGCGUCGCUGCUGGUUAAAAGUCCGCCGUCAGUAGUCAGAGGUACUUCUCUCAGCGGUGUUGGCAGUAAUAUUGCGUCUAGCAGCGGUGGAGGAGGAAGUGGUCACGGAGGAAAACCAGUACUAACCAGACAGGACUGCACAACAUCGCUGUCAGCAUCCAUACACCACAAUCGAGAUCUGCGUAAUGCUACACCAAUGUUAGGAAGUAGUGACGAAAGUGGUCCGCCCAUGUGCUUAGCGGCAGGUCUUCAGGAUGACGGUACGGCUGCGAGGUCGGUGCCGGAUAUUGAGCUACACUGCCGAUACUUGGCGGUCAGCCGGUGUCAGUGCCAGCGGCGAAAAAGUCACUGCAUAAUAUCUAGAUCGGUGUCCAGAGAAAGCGUACGGGUUGGUGGACACGGUAGUAUUGGUGGCGGAAGUGGUUGUGGAGUCAGCGGGGGCGGCGGUGGUGGCAGUGGCGUUGGAUCAGCGUACGGACUGUCACCACCGCCGCCAGUGUUACUUACCACAUCACCAAGCUCUAGGAUCAUAAGACAAAGUUCACAACCAGAGGCCACCGGGAGCGUGUCCAUGUGUUCGGGGCACUGUUGUCACAUGCACCAUCCGCCCAGUUCUUCUCUGCGACAGUUAAGAGAUCCGGCCGACAACAUAGCAAUGAUUGCGGCUGACUCACUUCGGAUAAACGGCGCUAUAAGACAGUUCCGACAGGCGGGAGUAUUGCUAUCGGCUCAAACAUUGGCAGCUCAGGGAACCCAGGCACGUCGAGCCCGACUCAGACGAGCAUUGACAGAAGCAGCGAAUUCAGACACAAUUCCAAUCAUCAAAACGCUGCGAAAGCACACGUCAUCGACACUGUCGAUCACCAGUGGAAUGAAGGUGAGCGGUUCUGGUGGCCGAGGCGAUAGCGGCGGAGCGGGCGAGGAAGCCGGCAUAGCAUUGGUUAGCAUACAUUCCGACUAUCCUCGCUUCACCGAAGAACGUACCGGAUUGGUGUGCAAGGGCGCUAGCUUAGUAGGUUCCAGUAGUAAUGUAACCGGUAGUAAACACAAACCAAAUGUUGGAUACAGACUGGGUAGGCGUAAAGCACUUUUUGAAAAACGAAAAAGAAUAAGUGAUUACGCUCUAGUCAUGGGAAUGUUCGGUAUUAUAAUUAUGGUUAUCGAAAACGAAUUAGCUAGUGCGGGCGUCUACCCAAAAACAUCAUUUUACUCGACAUCAUUGAAAACGCUCAUAUCCGUAUCCACAAUUAUUCUAUUGGGACUUAUCAUGGCUUAUCAUGCACUUGAAGUACAGUUAUUUAUGAUCGACAACUGUGCGGACGACUGGCGGAUCGCGAUGACGUGGCAACGAAUAGCCACAAUAACAAUGGAACUAGUGAUAUGUGCCAUCCAUCCGAUACCCGGUGAGUAUUACUUCGAGUGGAAGACCAAGCUAGCAAACAAGCACGGCAAGCUGGAAACGCGAUGGGUGCCGUACGACGUACCGCUAUCGCUACCAAUGUUCUUCCGAUUGUACCUGAUCUGCAGGGUCAUGUUGUUGCACAGCAAACUAUUCACGGACGCGUCGUCCCGCAGCAUUGGUGCUCUGAACCGAAUCAACUUCAAUACGAGGUUUGUGCUGAAAACUCUCAUGACCAUUUGCCCUGGCACGGUGCUACUCGUGUUCAUGGUAUCCCUGUGGAUCAUCGCCAGCUGGACGCUCAGACAGUGCGAAAGGUUCCACGACGAGGACCACGCAAAUUACUUGAACUCCAUGUGGCUGAUAGCCAUCACGUUACUCAGUGUAGGCUACGGAGACAUUGUACCAAACACUUACUGCGGACGAGGCAUCACGCUGUCUUGCGGUAUUAUGGGCGCCGGUUGUACGGCUCUUCUGGUGGCCGUCGUGUCCCGGAAAAUGGAAUUGUCCAGGGCCGAGAAGCACGUGCACAAUUUCAUGAUGGACACACAACUGACAAAACGACUGAAAAACGCAGCGGCUAACGUUCUCCGAGAAACGUGGCUGAUCUACAAACACACCAGACUGGUGAAACGGGUGAACGCAGGCAGAGUUCGGACACACCAAAGGAAAUUUUUAUUGGCUAUAUACGCAUUAAGAAAAGUUAAAAUGGACCAAAGAAAACUAAUGGACAAUGCGAAUACAAUAACGGACAUGGCCAAAACGCAGAACACUGUGUAUGAAAUCGUAUCGGACAUGAGUAAUAGGUACGACGCAUUCGAAGAACGUUUGGUGAACCUUGAAGAUAAAUUGGUAGCCUUACAAGAACAGCUGGAAUUAUUGCCAGAGAUACUGACUCGGUGCAUAGCGCAACACCAAACAACACAAAACAGCGGCAACGCAUCAGCCACCGAGUCCAGACGCCACUUCCUGCAUCCGGAAUCGGCAGCGGUGACCGGACAACUGCAAGCAUCUUUAUCAUCGCCGGCCGGAAGCGGAAGUGGAAAUCCGCUAAUGUUUCCAUCGUCUACGGGCGGUAUGGCCAUCGGUAACGGAUCUUCUGUCAUGUCACACUCGCGCAGUGUGCCGCCAACUGGUGUCGGCGGCGCUUCGCACUAUCAUUGGCCAACCAGUCCAAUACUACCACCAGUCAGCAGCCGAACACCGCACUUGGUUCCGGAACCCAUACAGCCGUCGAGCUGAGCCCACGCCCGACCACCACCUAUCGGAUACCAAUGAUGAUAUUUAAUUACAUUCACAGGAAAAAAAAUGUGUCAGCGAUCAUUUUGAUUGGACUAAACGACAAAAGAAACUGUCCGGAAUUUUUUAACAAACGUCUCCUAAAAGGGCUGUCGAGUUGGUGUUAUGAAGAAAUUAUAAUUGUCGUUACAUGUAUUAAAAUUUCAAAACUUAUAAUAAUAAUUACUGCAAUUAUUAUUGUUAGUAUAUUUAUGUAAUCAUUUAAUAGAAUUAUUUAAACGUUAUGGAUCAAUAACGGCGAUAUUUGUUAUAAUGUAUUAAUUAAGAAUUGCUCAGACUAUUUAAGUGGUUAUUAAUACAUAAUAAUAUGAAUUUCACACAUAGAAUACACGUUUUAAACAUUUAUUUAGAACAUAUAUGCCAGCAUUUGAUAAUAGUUUUAUUUUGGUUCCAAAAUUUUUUUUUUGUCUUUAUUCUAAUUAUUAUGAAAGUUCAUAAAUGAAUAAAAUCAAAAUAGUUGUUUUUUUUUUAAUUUACAAUAGCUCCGGAUUAUAGGUAUAAUAUAAUAUUAUGUUAAUUUUUAAAUAAUAUAUUUUACAGUUACUUUUGCUUAGUACAAUUUUUCAUACGUUACUAUAUAUUUUUCUACGUCAACAAUAAAUUUAAAAAUUUUAAAAAUCUAUUCUAAAAACUAUAUAUACAGUAAAAAAUUGAUUUAUAAUAUAUUCUCAAUUGUCAUUAACAUUGAUACCCAUAAUAUGUCCGUAGAGCUUUUUUACGAUAUUAAUAGACAACUUAAAUAUUAAGAAAUAUAUAUUAUUGUAAUUAUAAUUUUAUAACUUUAUUACAAUAAUGAUUUGUUAUUAUAUUUUAAUGACGACCGAUAGAGGUAAGUACGUCGAAAUGCACCAAAGUUUUCAUAGAUUCUUUAAGAUUAAUAAUAAAAGAUAAGCUAAUUUUUUUCUAAUUAAAUGAUGAUAGAAUAUAAAUAAUGCAAAUUUUACAACAGCUUAACUAUCUAUUUAAAUUAAGAAAUACGCUGACUAUGUACUUACCAAAAAAUAUGGUUGAUUUUUAUAUUCUCAUUCGUCUUUGAAAUUGAUUGCCACAGUAAUGUAUUACAAUCGUGUGGUUAUUGAUUAUGAACUAAUACUAUUCGUCUAAAAAUUAACCGAACGCUUUAAAAUAAAAAACAACAUAAAAAUACCUAGGACACAGAUUAUUAAAUUCUAAAAAAUUAGGAUACAUAUCAUUGUGUUUUACAGGCUAUAAUAUUGAUUAUAAGAAACACAUCGGGUAAAUGUUUAUUAAUUAAUCAACGUCUUAUUAUCUCUAAUCACAUUAGGUCACCUAUUUUAUUAUAAUUUAACUAGUAUUAUCAGUUUUGAUUCUCAAAGUUGACAACCUGAUCUAGAUGGUAGUUUUAUGUUGUAUUUUAUGUUUUAUAGAGUGGUUGUAUAAUUUUAUAAUAUAAAGGGUUCACGCAACAAAAGGAACAUUUUAAAUUAGGACCAAAUCUAUAAUUUUUAAUUUAAGAAUUCUUAUAUAAAAUUACAUCGUUGUAUUAACUGUUGUCGAAUAAAUACAACUAAGGAAUUACGAUUAAUUUGUAUUCGAACAAACAAAUUUAAAAACGUUUUUAGAUGUAAAAUUUUUUGUAUCAAAAACUUAUUAUAAAAUUAAUGUUUCAUAGUUUUCUUUGAAAAAAUAAGUAUUUAUAAAAUUAAUGAUAAGAUAUUAACCCUUGUUAUAAUUCAUUUGAGUUUUAAAUAUAAACAGUUUUAGAAGUGCCUUGAGUUAUCUAUUAAAUUACUCAUUGUUAAAAUUAGUGCGUACUACAAUAACUAUUUUACUAUCAUAACAAUAAUAAAGAUAUAAAAACGUUAUAAGUAAAAUUGUGUAAAAAUAAUAAUAGUUAAAUGUUUUAGUCAUAAAUGAGUAAAAUGUGCCUUAACGCGCUUAGGCCAAAUGAAAAUAUUUACUAAUUAAAUUUAAUAAAAAUGUAUUUUCCUAUACCAACUUAUAGAACGAAUGUUGUAAUGCUUUAGUUUUUGUUGGUGUAAAUAACGAGUUUUGGAAACAAGGCGUGCCACUUAUCAUCAAUUAGUGCAUAAAAUUUGCUUGUAACAAUUUUUUUUAAUAAUAAAAACUGCGUUUUCGGACACCUUACUAUUAAUAUUAUUAUAAGUACCAUGAUAAUUCCGUGUCAUGCAAACGUGGUUUUUACUAUUUAUGCCAUGUACAACCAAUUUUAUAACUCUCUUAUUCUAUUACCUACCUAGUUACUGUACUAAAUAUUUAUUAUAAUGUAUUUCUUAAAAAAUAUAAACAACAGAUAAUAAAAAUUGUUUAAUAUCAUACGAUUUUAUCUUUGAGCAUCCUUUUCUUUUUAUUAUUUAUUGUCUAUACUUAUCUUUUUAUUUUAUUUUAUAAUUUAAUAUGAAGUUAUUAUUAGAUUCUUGUCUGAAAUAUUAUAACAUAAAUAUUUGUAAGCUAAUUAUUGCACAAAUAGUUCUGUUUUAAUAUUGCUCUUAUUUUUUCUUUUAUUGAUAAACACUAGCUACUUCUUUAUACUCAUUAAAUUGUAUAUUAUAUAAAAGACAUUGUUGUAAUACUUAACUGGCUCAUACAUUUUUUUAUGUAAUAAUAUUCAAUUUAAUUUGAUGACAAGUAAACUAUUUGUUAUUCAACUAAAUAUUGAUUCAAUAUAAAAUUCUAUGUAUUAUUAUUUAUUAUAAAUAUGAGUAUGUUAU
Messenger RNA from Daktulosphaira vitifoliae (grape phylloxera), 5777 nucleotides. RefSeq names its product small conductance calcium-activated potassium channel protein (gene SK). Gene Ontology annotation, molecular function: calmodulin binding; small conductance calcium-activated potassium channel activity. Gene Ontology annotation, biological process: potassium ion transmembrane transport. Lineage: Eukaryota; Metazoa; Arthropoda; Insecta; Hemiptera; Phylloxeridae. Gene Ontology annotation, cellular component: neuronal cell body; plasma membrane; neuron projection. The transcript has 14 exons. Bases 340 to 3027 code for a protein of 895 amino acids. The record is from RefSeq and is a predicted model, not a curated record.